Molecule: messenger RNA, 917 nt
Organism: Puntigrus tetrazona (Sumatra barb)
Lineage: Eukaryota; Metazoa; Chordata; Actinopteri; Cypriniformes; Cyprinidae
Gene: c14hxorf65
Product: chromosome 14 CXorf65 homolog
Exons: 6
Coding region: 119-625 (168 amino acids)
Source: RefSeq, a predicted model, not a curated record
CUUGAUGAUUAUGUUACUCUUUGUCUGCCGUGUCACUAAUUUCUUAGCCUGGCCACAGCAGGCAGCAUCUUAAAAACCGAACAGCAGCCGGUGAGGUGUCAAGUUCUUCUCCGCCGCAAUGUUUAUUUACAUUAAACAUGGAGAUAAUAACCAGUUUCUGGUUAACACCAGCUGUCCAACUGUUGUUCUCAUGGAAUACAUAAAAACCAGGUUGGGACUCGCUGAGUCAGAGCUUGUAGACCUGUGUGAUGAACGAGGACUGCUGAAAUUCCUCUUCCUGCCUCAGAAUUCACAGGAAUCUGCUCGUGGUCUGCUAAAGGCUAAAGAGUCAUUCAUUGUUUGCAUUAUUCAGCGUACAUCUGAUGGGGCAUAUAACUCUGUCACAUCUCUGUUAUCCGGGGCCGACUCUGCUGUAAUAGAGACCCUGCAGACUCAGAUUGAGCAUCUUGAGAAAACCCGUCUGAAGCAGCUUCAUGUUGUGAAGGCUCGUAUGACUACAUCAGAGGAAAUCAGUGCUCAAACUCUGUCUACUAAAACUACUAAAAAGCGCAAGAAAGUCACGCAUGCAAAUGCCCCUGAUGACGAAGUCCAGCACCACACGGGGGACAGGAAGAGCAGGAAUUAAACAAAAGCUCUCACAUCCCAGCAUUCAGCGUUCAUUCUCGUUCUUGAUCAUUCAUUCAAAUUAUAGACGUGUUCAUCAGAAUUGCUGUGUUUGUUUUCAAACUAUUUAUCUUUUUACUUCAAAAAAGAUAAAUAGUUGAUUUAGGAAAGUUGCUACGUUGAUUUUGUAACACAUAAAACUCAGGGACUAUAUUUUCCAGAAGGAUGGACACACAGGAACGAAUUUGAUAAAGCAGUGUUUCAAUUCAACUGUCUGUCUGUCUGUCUGUCUAUCUAUCUGUCUGUCUGUCUGU